AUGUGGUUCACCGUGGCGUUGCUACUGGCGUGUGCCAUCCGGGGCGGCCUGACCGCAACGUGCGACUUUCCCCAGUCGCUGUGUUUCGACUCGGAACCUGCAUUAUCAAAUCUCGACUUGCUCAAAGCAGCCAUCAAAGGGUUGGGCACGACACCGGCCAACUUCAUCAAGCCAGACGAUUUGAACGCGCUGAUAAGUCAAAUCACGAGCAAGGUGAAGGAAACGACCGGGCUUGCACCGGGCAGCUACAAAACAUGUUCCGAUUUGCCUGCCGGUUCACCGUCCGGGCUGUACCAGCUCCGGGGCGAGUUCCGCGAUCCGCUGGAUGCGUACUGUGACAUGGACUACGACGGGGGCGGCUGGCUAGUGUUUCAACGACGCUUCAACGGGCAGACCAACUUUUUCCUCUCGUGGACCGAUUAUCAGACGGGUUUCGGCGAUGUUGAGAGUGGCGAGUUUUGGUGGGGUCUCAACAAUUUGUACCGUGCGACCAACCUCAUGCCGCACGAGCUUGCCAUCAUAAUGGAGGACUUUGAAGGUCGGAGGGUUGUGGCGCGAUACAGUGCGUUUCAGAUCGGCGACGAAGCGGAGCUGUACCGCUUGAAUGUGCUCGGUACGUUCAGUGGCACCACGGGAGAUUCGCUGCGACGACAGCUCAACAUGCCGUUCACUACGAAGGACAAGGAUAAUGACAUAUUCCAACUGAACUGUGCCCAGCAGAAUACUGGUGCGUGGUGGUACUCUGAUUGCCAUGACAGCAAUCUGAAUGGACAGUACCUAAACGGAUCUACCGUGCUCUACGGGAAAGGUAUGACGUGGAAAACCUUCAGAGAACAGGGCUACUCGCUUAAAAUCUCCAUCAUGUUGAUCCGUCGGAUACCGUAG
Molecule: messenger RNA, 885 nt
Organism: Anopheles moucheti
Lineage: Eukaryota; Metazoa; Arthropoda; Insecta; Diptera; Culicidae
Product: ficolin-2-like
Exons: 2
Coding region: 1-885 (294 amino acids)
Source: RefSeq, a predicted model, not a curated record